AUUCGAAUUAUGUCAGAUGAUAUCGAUAACUGAUUUGAGUAUUUAAAGGUUUGCUUGUGUUGGGUGGGGUCUUCAUUUCUGAAUUGGUUACGGCUAUACCAUGAUAAGUGCCUGGAUUCUACUUCCUCACAUUCAUACUAUGUCACAUUAACAUUAUCCAAUAUGCUUGCUUGCUAGUCCCACGCGAAAACUAGUAGCCUAGUUUUAUUACGCCUACAUUUUCCUGUAACCUUACAAAUUAUGGCACGCCCUGUGAUGGAGGGGCAAUUUCAGACUCAUUGCCACAUGGCUGUUACGGACACAACGUGUUUUUGGCGGUGUUAUUGGUCGAAGAAUUCACCUGUUAAAAGAGCACCGACCGUGAACGCAUGAAGAUAAUGAGGGCUGUAUGACUGCCUGUUGAGAAGCCCCUCAUGUGUAGAGGACAGACAUUCCUCAACAGUCUAGAACCAGUUCUGAACUGCACCCAUACCUUGGCAUGAUGGAAGCACUGGGGGUCAAGCACUUCUCUACAAUUGACUUUGUUGUGUUCGGGAUGCUACUGGUGAUAUCUGUGUCCAUUGGCUUGUACCAUGCUUUCUCUGGGGGGCGCCAGCGCACCACGCAGGAGUUUCUGAUGGCAGACCGGAGCAUGAGUUGCCUGCCACUUGCCUUGUCGCUCAUGGCAACCUUCCAGUCAGCCGUGGCCAUCGUUGGAACGCCUGCUGAGAUCUUCUAUAAUGGCACCCAGUACUGGUUUAUUGGCUGUGCCUACUUCUUGGGCCUGCUCAUACCAGCCCACAUCUUUAUCCCUAUUUUCUACCGCCUCCGUCUGAACAGUGCCUAUCAGUAUCUUGAACUUCGCUUCAGUAAGACGGUGCGGAUAUGUGGCACAAUAACUUUCAUCUUUCAGAUGAUAAUAUACAUGGGUGUGGGUAUCUACACGCCUGCUCUUGCGCUUAAUGCUGUCACUGGUUUUCACUUAUGGGGAGCUGUGCUGGCCAUUGGACUGGUCUGCACUGUCUACACAACACUGGGAGGACUAAAGGCAGUGAUCUGGGCAGAUGUGUUCCAGACGCUGGUGAUGUUCGCAGGGCAGUUUGCGGUCAUUGGUGUUGGAGUUCAUCAGGCAGGGGGUCCCGCUGAGGUCUGGAGGAAGGCCAGGGAUGGUGGACGCAUCUCAGGAAUCGAUUGGAACCCAGACCCCACACAGAGACAUACAUUCUGGACUCUGGGGGUUGGGGGGGUGUUCCUAAUGCUGGCCCUGUAUGGUGUGAACCAGGCACAGGUGCAGCGCUACCUCAGUUCACGCACCGAGAAGCAGGCCAUCAUGUCCCUCUACAUGGUGUUCCCCUGUCUACAGCUGGCUCUUGCUCUAAGUUGUUUGAUUGGUUUGGUUAUGUUUGCCUGUUACAAGGAAGACAACCCCUUACAGAAACAAUACAUCGCCAAGAAAGACCAGGUGGUGCUGUACUUUGUGAUGGAUAUGCUACAGGACUUCCCUGGUCUGCCGGGACUAUUUGUGGCCUGUUUAUUUAGCGCAUCCUUGAGCACCAUAUCCUCUGCCUUCAACUCCCUAGCCACCGUUACCAUGGAGGAUCUGAUCAAACCCCAUUUCACAAUGGAAGAGUCCAAGGCAACCCUGCUCUCCAAGAUGCUUGCAUUCUUGUAUGGGCUUUUGUGCCUUGCCAUGGCAUAUGUUGUCCACAUAUUGCACAGCUCUGUUCUGCAGGCUGCGAUCAGUAUCUUUGGGAUGGUUGGAGGUCCACUCCUAGGUGUCUUCUGUCUGGGCUUUUUCUUCCCCUCAGCCAACAGCACUGGUGCUGUCACAGGUCUUGUGGUUGGUCUGGCUGUAGCCUUCUGGAUUGGCAUUGGGAAUUUUGUGGCCAGAAAUUCAGCCAUUGUGCUGGAAUCCAACAGCACAGACAUACUAGACCUUGGGAAUAUAACCAUGGGCCCAGUGACUGCAGUUGUAGAGACAAGCCAGCCAAGCAUUCUACAAGCACUUUACUCCCUUUCAUACAUGUGGUACAGUGGCGUAAAUUCCACCAUAGUGGUCAUCAUAGGGCUCCUGGUCAGCUACAUGACAGGUCCCAUGGCUGAGAAGGACGUGACCCCAGGCACCCUGUAUCCAGUAUGGGGCAACUUGCGCAGGCUUUUCCAGCUGAGAGGCUGCUAUGCGCCUCCUGCACAGCACAAUACGUCAGCACAAGAAUGCCCCAUAUUACCUCAGAAAGAAAUGAAUGGAACUGUUACCAAGGUGACAGCGGAGGAAGAGCAACAGACAUUUCUUCCUGUGACUGCUAAAGUGCUGGUGGAACAGGAGUCAUCUGUGUAAGGCCACACCAUGGCCACUCUGCAUCAGAGGAAUGGUUAUCAAUGGAAAGCUCAUGGACAUCCUUUAUGCUGGAUAAGAUUAUGGCGUUUUUUUUCUUAUUCUGUUUACUAACGCAAGAGUUACAGAAGCCCAUGAUCCAUAAACAAAGAUGCACAUGACCAAAUCCAACCCCCUCCACCCGCCCCCCUCCCCAAAAGAAAAA
Molecule: messenger RNA, 2519 nt
Organism: Alosa alosa (allis shad)
Lineage: Eukaryota; Metazoa; Chordata; Actinopteri; Clupeiformes; Clupeidae
Gene: slc5a6b
Product: solute carrier family 5 member 6
Exons: 16
Coding region: 479-2317 (612 amino acids)
Biological process (GO): pantothenate transmembrane transport; biotin transport; sodium ion transport
Cellular component (GO): membrane
Molecular function (GO): sodium-dependent multivitamin transmembrane transporter activity
Source: RefSeq, a predicted model, not a curated record